Daucus carota subsp. sativus is the source of this 3942-nucleotide messenger RNA. RefSeq names its product auxin response factor 6. The record is from RefSeq and is a predicted model, not a curated record. Gene Ontology annotation, molecular function: protein binding; DNA binding. Gene Ontology annotation, biological process: regulation of DNA-templated transcription; response to hormone. NCBI's taxonomy places the organism in Eukaryota, Viridiplantae, Streptophyta, Magnoliopsida, Apiales, Apiaceae. Gene Ontology annotation, cellular component: nucleus. The coding region runs from base 1002 to 3716 and encodes 904 amino acids. The transcript has 14 exons.
AUUGGAGAAAAUCAUGGUGGUGCUACUCUUUGAUUGAUUGAGCACAUGAGAGAGAGAGAGAGAGAGAAACUUCUUACUGCUUCCUCUCCCUACAUUUGUUAACAAUAAUAUGCGUGUGUGUAACUAUAUAUACACCACACUUAUACACUGAUAAACUACAUGUAAUAAAGUCACAAGCUUUGGACACCAAAUUUCUCUCUCAAAGCUUUGGACACCAAAUCUCUCUCUCUCCUCUCUCUCUCUCUCUGGACACCAAACCUCUCUCUCUCUCUCUCUCUCUCUCUCUCUCUCUCUCUCUCUAAUCACUACUCCCUUUCUAUUACUGGCAUUUCUCAAUCUUAACUAGCUAGCUUGCUUUUCCACUACACACCCCUUUUCAUCAUUUUCAUAUUGCACAUACACACAUCUUUGCAGUAUGUAAAUUUUUGUGGUUUAUAUUCAACAUCAUUUUGUCAUAUAGCCUUGACCCUCUUGCUUUAUUUUCUGUUUUUAGGGAUCUAGGGGUUAUCUUCAAGUGAAUGGUAUUGCUGUGAUUUUUAAGAUUUGGGUUUUGUUAUAAAGUUGGGAUUGGGAGAGUUCCUUGGGUUCUGUGUGAUUUUGUAUGAGCUGCAUUUUUUGUGGGUUUAGGCGACAAUGGGUGGUUAAAGAUUUGAUCUUUAAGGAUUUUUGGGUCAAGUUCUUGAAGAUUAGGAUUGGAUGAUGCUUAAAACCUUGGUGUUUUGUUGUGGAACUGGAUUUGGUUGAAGGGUAUCAAAAAGAUUUUUACUUGGUUUUGUUUAAUUUCAACAAGAUUUUGCUAGAUUUUCUUGGGUUUUAAAGUGGUAUUAAUUAAUUUGGGGGGUUGUUGGGGGAAAAGAGAAAGUGAUUAUGGUGGUUUGGGGUGCAAAAGGAGUGAAGUUGGAAUCUUUUCAGCACUAUUGGUAUCUGGCUGUUGGGAAAUUUUUACUAAAUUAUUGGAUUUGAUAAUUGGCUUUGGUUUGCCUUUGUGAGUGAAGGUAAAGAUGGAAUCUGCAAACAUGAGGCUGUCUCCCAGUGGUUUCAAUCAGCAGUCACCUGAAGGGGAAAAGAGUUGUCUUAAUUCAGAACUUUGGCAUGCCUGUGCCGGCCCUCUUGUUUCGCUUCCUGCAGUUGGAAGCCGUGUGGUGUAUUUUCCUCAAGGACACAGUGAGCAGGUUGCUGCAUCGACAAACAGAGAAGUGGACUGUCAUAUCCCCAAUUACCCAAGUUUACCUCCACAGCUCAUCUGUCAGCUCCACAAUCUGACUAUGCAUGCUGAUGUUGAGACUGAUGAAGUUUAUGCUCAGAUGACUUUACAACCGCUAAAUCCACAAGAGCAAAAGGAAGCUUUCCUUCCAGCAGACUUGGGUGGUACCAGCAAACAACCCACUAACUAUUUCUGUAAAACACUGACAGCAAGUGACACUAGUACUCAUGGCGGGUUUUCAGUUCCUCGCCGUGCAGCUGAAAAAGUUUUUCCUCCACUGGACUUCUCCCAGCAGCCUCCUGCCCAAGAAUUGAUUGCAAGAGAUUUACAUGAUAAUGAAUGGAAAUUCAGACAUAUAUUUCGUGGCCAACCAAAGCGACAUCUACUUACAACUGGAUGGAGUGUGUUUGUAAGUGCAAAGAGGCUUGUUGCUGGUGAUGCUGUGAUUUUUAUAUGGAACGAGAAGAAUCAAUUAUUUCUUGGUAUUCGGCGUGCCAACCGACCACAAACUGUUAUGCCUUCAUCAGUUCUAUCAAGUGACAGUAUGCACUUAGGUCUCCUUGCUGCUGCAGCUCAUGCAGCUUCUACUAACAGCCGUUUCAAUAUUUUCUAUAAUCCUAGGGCAAGUCCAUCGGAAUUUGUCAUACCUCUUGCCAAGUAUGUUAAAGCAGUCUAUCAUACUCGUGUUUCAGUUGGAAUGCGCUUUCGGAUGCUGUUUGAAACAGAGGAAUCGAGUGUUCGUCGAUAUAUGGGCACAAUAACUGGCAUUAGUGACCUGGAUUCUGUUCGGUGGCCGAACUCUCAUUGGCGUUCAGUAAAGGUCGGAUGGGAUGAGUCUACAGCUGGGGAGAGGCAGCCAAGAGUGUCCCUCUGGGAAAUUGAACCUUUGACAACAUUCCCAAUGUAUCCCUCCCCGUUCCCUCUCAGGCUCAAGCGACCAUGGCCACCGGGAUUACCCUCUUUUAAUGGAAUGAAAGAUGACGAGCUGGCAUUGAAUUAUCCACUUGCUUGGCUUCGAGGGGAUUCCGGAGACCGAAGUAGUCAAUCUUUUAACUUUCAAGGGCUUGGAGUUUCACCUUUGAUGCAGCCAAGACUGGACGCCUCAAUGGUUGGUAUGCAAACUGCAGAUAUUUACCAGGCCAUGGCUGCUGCCGCUCUUCAGGAUAUGAGAGCGGUUGAUUCUUCCAAACAAACAAACCCAUCACUUCUGCAAUUCCAGCAGGCUCAAGGAGGUUCUAGUAGAUCGGCUGGUUUAAUACAUAACCAGAUGAUGCAACAGUCACAGCCUCAACCCCUAUUUCUUCAGAAUCUUGGUGAACACCAUUCUCUAGCUCACAGUCAGUCUCAACUUCUUCAGCAGCAACAGCAUCAGCAGGGAUUGCAGCAUCUGAAUCAACAACAGCAGCAACAGCAACUACCUAUACGUUCACAGCAAGAGCAGUUGGUUGAUGGUCAUCAGGUUCCCACUGCUGUCCCUCUCUUGUCCCAGUUUGGUUCUCCCACUCAGUCAUCUUCAUUCCAGACCAUGUCUUCCAUGCAACAGCAGAACUUUUCCAAUUCAAAUGCGAUCCCUGCAGCAAGUCCUGUUGUUUCUCCUCUGCACAGUCUUCUAGGUUCAUUUCCCCAGGAUGAAGCAUCCCAGCUUAUUAAUUUUCCUAGGUCCAGUGCUUUACUAACAUCUUCAGGCUGGCCUGCUAAACGAGUUGCAGUUGAUCCUCUUCUAUCCUCUGCAGCAGCACAAGGUGGUAUGCCUUCGAUGGAACAGUUAGGGUCUCUCCAUUCGAACUUCGUUCAAAGUGCUGUUUCAUUACCCCCAUUUCCUGGUAAGGAUUGUGCAAUUGAUCAAGAUGGAAGCAAUGACCCGCAAAGCCAUCUUCUUUUUGGGGUCAAUAUAGAUUCAACAUCUCUCCUUAUGCAAAAUGGAAUUCCCAGCCUUAGAGGAGUUGGUAAUGAUGGAGAUUCCACGACCAUACCUUUUGCCUCUAACUACAUGAGUACUUCAAGUGCCGACUAUUCAAUCAAUCCAUCAAUGACACCCACCAGUUGUAUUGAUGAGUCUAGUUUCCUGCAGUCUCCUGAUGAUGCAGGGCAGACAAACCCCUCCACCAAAACCUUUGUUAAGGUUUACAAGUCAGGGUCCUUUGGGCGGUCACUAGAUAUAGCCAAAUUUAGCAGUUAUCAUGAGCUGCGUAGUGAACUUGCCCAUAUGUUUGGCCUUGAAGGCCAAUUGGAGGAUCCUUUAAGAUCAGGCUGGCAGCUUGUAUUUGUUGACCGGGAGAAUGACGUUCUUCUCCUUGGCGACGACCCAUGGCCGGAGUUCGUAAGCAGUGUCUGGUGCAUAAAAAUACUCUCACCACAAGAGGUGCAGCAGAUGGGUAAAGAAGGGCUAGAGCUUUUGAAUUCUGUUCCAGUUCAAAGGCUCUCCAACACCGGCUGUGACAACUACGCGAGCCAACAGGAGUCAAGGAAUUUGAGCACAGGGAUUGCCUCUGUUGGUUCUCUUGACUACUGAAACAUUUGAAGCACUUAAGCUACCAUCUCAAAUGUAAUACUAUAAUUUCUUCCUUAGCCCUAGUAUAGUUGGAAGAAAUGCCUGAUUCUAGUUAUAAGAUUUUCGGAGCUAAUGUUGUAAUUAUGAUAUUUUAUGUAUUUCUAUUUUGUUUAUUUUUUCUUUCUAAAAAGUAGAUGACAUUUGUAAAGAUAAUGAAGGCUUAUCAAUCUGACUUUUUCAAUUAGUA